Messenger RNA from Salvia hispanica, 982 nucleotides. Its product is annotated as glutathione S-transferase T1-like. Lineage: Eukaryota; Viridiplantae; Streptophyta; Magnoliopsida; Lamiales; Lamiaceae. The record is from RefSeq and is a predicted model, not a curated record.
AUAACUAAUAAUCAUAUACAGAAUCAACGAAAAUCUGUCUCUUGCUCUGUGUGUGUAUAGACAUAGUAUAGAGGGAGGAAGAAAAUGGAACUGAAAGUCUACAGCGAUCGCCUGUCUCAGCCAUCACGCACAAUCCUCAUCUUCUGCAAAGCAAAUGGGAUAGAGUUUGAGGAGGUUAAGAUUGAUCUUGGCAAAGGCCAGCACCUCUCUGCUGAAUAUGCAGCACUCAAUCCCAUGAAACAAGUUCCAGCUAUUGUACAUGGUGAUUUCAAGCUUUUUGAGAGUCAUGCAAUACUUAUCUAUCUGGCUUCUGCAUUUCCUGGAGUUGCUCAUCAUUGGUACCCGGCAGAUAUACGCGAGAGAGCAAAGGUCCACGCAGUGCUAGAUUGGCAUCACACAAACCUGCGCCGUGGCUCUAUUGGAUUUAUCUUCAACAACACUGUAUGUUUGGCGUUUGGAAUCCCUGUGAACCCUGUAGCAGCAGCGAAAGGCGAAAAACUUCUCUCAGCAUCUCUUGCAAGAAUUGAGUCAUUUUGGCUCCAAGAAGAUGGACCAUUUUUACUUGGAAAUGCAAAGCCCACAAUUGCUGAUUUGGCUUUAGUAUGUGAGAUCAUGCAACUUGAGGCUGGAGACAAGGAUGAUCGAGAUCGUAUUCUGAGUCCCCACAAGAGGGUAGUGAAGUGGAUGGAGGAUGUGAAGAUUGCAAGUGCACCUCAUUUUGAGGAAGUUCAUGCGAUAAUGGGUCCGGUGAGAGACAAACUAAAGCAAUUGAAGAUCCAAGCUAUUGAAAAGUCAGAGUGAUCUGAAAAUGUAGUUAACUUCCUAAGGGGUGUGAUCAAAUAAUAAACGAGGUAUGACAAUAACACUUUCUUCAACCACUUGAACACUCAAACAAUUUGUUACCCAUUUGGAGAUGCCAAAUUGAGCUGCGUCUUUCCCUUUAAAAGUAAAAAAGUCUGUCAAACGUGGAAUUAUUUCCCUA